Molecule: messenger RNA, 2145 nt
Organism: Triplophysa dalaica
Lineage: Eukaryota; Metazoa; Chordata; Actinopteri; Cypriniformes; Nemacheilidae
Gene: lck
Product: LCK proto-oncogene, Src family tyrosine kinase
Exons: 13
Coding region: 212-1720 (502 amino acids)
Biological process (GO): B cell receptor signaling pathway; cell surface receptor protein tyrosine kinase signaling pathway; innate immune response
Cellular component (GO): extrinsic component of cytoplasmic side of plasma membrane
Molecular function (GO): signaling receptor binding; non-membrane spanning protein tyrosine kinase activity; ATP binding
Source: RefSeq, a predicted model, not a curated record
GUGUCUAUGACGUGACAUACACGACUUUAACACUGAGCACAUGUCUUACAAACAGGACGAAGCUUCUCAGUUCUUGCGAGUUUGGAAUCGUGUUCAGUUCAUCUAUGAGGUGAAAUGUUUUCUCCAUAAGAUUUAAAUCUAAAAGCGUGAGAAUGCCUGGGAAACUGGCACAUCACUGAUAUCUGAAGCAUCGGUCAACGCAAAAGUAAAUAUGGGGAACUGCGGCUCUUUUGAUCCUGACGAUGAAUUUUCCUACCAUCCAGACGAAUGGUGCGACAAGUGUAACUGCCCAAAGCCACCGCCUAAUCAGUCCUUUGAUCCUCUGAUCCCGUAUCCAUCUCAGUACACACCUCCACCUUCAUCUCCUCUACCAGAGAACCUGGUGGUAGCCAUUUACAAAUAUGAACCAUGCCACAGCGAUGACCUUGGCUUUGAAAAGGGGGAAAAGAUGAAAGUCCUAAAUGCUGAUGACACUGAUUGGUUCAUGGCAGAAUCUCUUUCUACCGGACAGAGAGGAUACAUACCAAAGAAUUUUGUAGCAAAACUAAACAGCAUGGAGACAGAACCGUGGUUCUUUAAAGAUCUCGCCAGGAACGACGCCAUAAGACAAUUACUGAACGUCGGUAACACGCAGGGCUCUUUCCUCAUCAGAGAGAGCGAGACCACACCAGGUAGCUUCACCUUGUCUGUGAGGGACCUGGAUCACACGCAGGGCGACGUCAUCAAGCACUACAAAAUUCGGAGCCUAGACGCAGGAGGGUUCUACAUCACCACCAAGAUCUCCUUCCCUUCUCUCUCAGAACUGGUCAAACAUUAUUCACGAGAAGCCGAUGGACUGUGCACUCGUUUGGUAAAGCCAAGUCAGAGCCGAGUUCCUCAGAAGCCCUGGUGGCAGGACGAGUGGGAGGUGCCUCGUGAAUCUCUGAAACUGGAGCGCAGACUGGGCCAGGGGCAGUUUGGAGAAGUGUGGAUGGGACUGUACAACAACAGCCGUCGGGUGGCUAUCAAGAGUCUCAAAACGGGAACCAUGUCCAUCAGUGCUUUCUUGGCUGAAGCAAACCUGAUGAAGACCCUGCACCACCCUCGACUGGUGCGGCUCUUUGCCGUGGUAACACAGGAGCCCAUAUACAUCAUCACAGAGUACAUGGAGAACGGCAGCCUGGUUGAUUUUCUUAAGACUACAGAAGGAUCGAGUAUAGCCAUCAAUACGCUGAUUGAUAUGGCUGCCCAGGUGGCAGAUGGGAUGGCGUUCAUUGAGCAGAGGAACUACAUCCACAGAGACCUGAGAGCUGCCAAUAUUUUGGUAAACGAUGAGCUCAUUUGCAAAGUUGCGGACUUCGGUCUUGCCCGCCUCAUUGAAAACAACGAAUACACGGCGAGAGAAGGUGCCAAGUUUCCAAUCAAAUGGACAGCCCCUGAGGCCAUAAACUAUGGUACCUUCUCCAUCAAAUCAGAUGUGUGGUCAUUUGGCAUACUGCUGACAGAGAUUGUUACCUAUGGAAGAAUUCCUUAUCCAGGAAUGACAAACCCAGAGGUGAUCGCCAACCUGGAGAGAGGCUACCGUAUGCCUUGCCCCGAUAACUGUCCUGAAGCUCUCUAUAACAUCAUGAAACACUGCUGGACAGAGCACCCGGAUAACAGACCCACCUUCGAGUACCUGCGCAGUAUUAUGGAGGAUUUCUUCACUGCCACCGAGAGACAGUAUCAGGAACAGCCCUGACCAAAUCAUUCAACUUAUAAACAGUCCAGGGAUCCCAUUAAAGAAUUCUUAAGAUGACCUGAUUUUGAUUUUGAAAUACAUUUAACUUAAAGAGGUACUAGGAUUACGAUUUUUGUGGAAAUUGAAACAAAGAAGUAAGUUUGCCAUUCCAAGCUACACCUGGGUUUUGACAGAAAUUGAGUGCUGUUAUUGUUUUAAUGAAUGAGUGAACGCUUCGCUUCAUGUUAUGUGAGCUUUUAGUAUUUCUGCUUUCUGAUCUGAGAUCUCUAAUGUAAAGUUACUUUAUUGUAUUUUUAUAAGAAGCACACAUGGCUUCAGCAUGAACCAUUAAGCCAGUAAACGAUCCAAGAACAAAAAUGGAACUCAUUUUCCUUUUUUCCUCAAGCAGAUUCAAUUAGCAAAAGAGAUCUCUGCGCUGUUCAUGU